UCACUUCCGGUUUAAUGUUGUGCAAGUUGAAAACAUGGCAGUAGUUGAUCAGUUCACUAUUUACAUUGUAACUGCCAGUGUCGUGGCACUGAUUCUGUUAGUGGUCACCCUCAUUAACAAGUUCAGCACAUCAGCAAAAAACACAAAUGAAAGAGAAGAAGCUGGGCAGGUCAACCGUCCUCCGCCUCGUGCUGCUGAAGCUCCCCCUGGUGCCAGGAGACGAGGACCACGCCGCAGGAUGAGACUUAACCGAGAUGAUUCAGACGAGGAGAUGUUCGACGGUGAUGAUGAUGACAUCGCAGACACCUUGAAUCAGGGUGAGGGGAAGGUUGGUGCCAAGAAACUCAAGAAACUACAGGAGAAGGCUGAAAAAAGGGCAGCACGAGAGCAAGAAAUGGAGGAGAGAGCUGACAGGAAGAAGCGAGAAGCACUGCUGGAUGAACAGAGGAAGAAGGAUGACGAGAGGGAGAAGCUGGAGGAGGCUGCCAGGGAGGAAGAGGAGAAGAAGAUCCGUGAGGAGAAGGAGAGACAGGAGCACGAGGAGUACCUGAAGCUGAAGGAGAUGUUCUCUGUGGAGGAAGAAGGCCAGGAUGAUGCUGUACCAGAUCUCAGUUCAGAGUCUCUACUGCAGGAAUUCAUCAGCUACAUCAAGGAUAUGAAGGUGGUGAUACUGGAAGACCUGGCUGCCCACUUCAAACUGAAAACACAGGACGUGAUACAGCGAGUCCAAGAUCUGCAGGCUGAGGGUCAGCUGACCGGCGUGGUGGACGACCGCGGCAAGUUCAUCUACAUCACCAUGGACGAACUGGAGGACGUGGCCAAAUACAUCCGACAACAUGGCCGUGUCUCCAUCACUGACCUGGCCGAGUCCAGUAACCGUCUCAUCAACCUCAACCCCGAGAAUACAGAAACACAUAAAAAACUGGUGUCGGAGGUGUCAGGAUGACGUGUGACAACCAGUGUGUGAGGGAGGAAUGAUGGGGUGACAGGGAGGAUGUUGUGGAGGCUGGCAGGGCGGCAGGGCAUGUGACUUGUGUGACCUGACCUUGUGUGUGUAUGAGGUUGUGUGACCUGACCUUGUGUAUAUGGUGUUGUUUGACAUGACCUUGUGUAUAUGAGGUAGUGUGAGAUAACCUUGUUUAUAUGAGGUUGUGUAACAUGACUGUGUAUAUGAGGUUGUGGGGAAUGACCUUGUGUAUGUAAGGUUGUGUGACAUGACAUUGUGUGUGUAUGACCAUGUGAGGGAGAGAUCUAGAAAAAUUUGUGCUCAGCACUGCAGCAUACUUUGAUAAAUUCAGACUGCACUUUUCAUUCCAUUGUUUCUAUGGUAACUGGUGCAGUGGACCUGGAGGAACACAAGCUAAGAACAUAACCGUCAUGGGAGUUAUUAACUUUAACAUAGAUACAGCUGUUUACUACGUUUAACUGACAGUCAUGAUCUAGAGACAACUGUGACAGGUUAAAAACAAACACUGAUACAUUGUCUUGCAGUUGUAGACACACAAGUCCAGAAAUUGAAAAAUAGAGGAUAGUAUAUGAGUAUUCAUGUCAUACUAUGUUUACGACACGAGUGUCUAAAUUCUGGUAUUUCUCGAGCAAGAGCAAGGGAAAUACCGGAAUGUAGGCACGAGUGUUGUAAACAUAUAAUGACAUGAACACAAAUAUUAUGCUCUUUUUAUAACCGAAGAAGAUGUCUACAUACAGAGACAAAUUUUAGUGUUUACCUAUAAGGACAGCAAGUCGCAACAACACAAUUGUCAAUGACGUCAACAUUCAGCUAUGACGUCGUUUCUAGUGGGACGUCAUUCCAACCUCACAUCACAAUAAGAUUCGAAUGACGUCAACAAUGACAAUACACUGUUGUCUCGUGAGGUGAUAUGACCCUAGGCACAUAUGAUUUUUAUGAACCCGGAUAUAUUUUCCCUUGUAGGUAAUAAAACACGUUUAGCCUUCAGCUGUUGCUGGUGACUUGCAGUAUGAGUGACUGCCUGUGUUAGAACAUGCAUACGAGAGGAGUUUCCUGUGUCCUUGUAUGUGAUGUUUGAAAGUUUGACGUAUGUUUGACCAUCUGAGGAAGUGAGAGUAGUUGAGAAGGUUGGUUUGUUUGUUUGUUUCUUGUUUAACGCCACACUCAGCAAGAUCCCAGCUAUAUGACGGCGGUCUGUAAAUAAUCGAGUCUGGACCAGCAAUCCAGUGACUGACAUCAUGAGCAUCGAUCCACGCAACGAUAACAAGUUGAGAAAGUGGAGGCUAUGAUUCUAUACAUUUAACUUAUUUUCUUACAAAUUCUUUAUUUUCAACAGUUUCAGAUUGGGUAUUUUCAAGUCAAUAGUCUAACAAACACAUCAGUAUACUUUCAGUGUGAUAUUUCCAUGUAGCCAUGGUUACAAAUUAAUAAAAUGAAAAAGAAAGCCAAUUCCACUGGUAUUUGUGUGACUGGUGCCAUUUCAGAUAAUGUAUACCUUGAAGUUUGUUAUUUAUAUAGUGAUGUGGAUUUGUACAUAUUGAGUACACAUGGGGGUUACCGGUACUUAUAACUUGAAUAAUUUCCUGAAAGUUAAGUCCACAUUUUUUGUUUUUUUGUUUCACGGGACAACUGCCCCUACUGAAAAGCAGCUGGAAAAGAAAUAAAUUAAGCAUACAAAUAUUUAUUUUUACUAUGUCUCCUGCUAGUAAGAUAGACCCUCUUAUAUAUAUCCGUGAACAUUAGAUUAAAUAAGUGUGGUCUGCGUGUUCUUUGUUUAGGAUUUUACUGUACUCCCUGAUAAGGAUUAAGGUUAUAUCGUUUGAUAUGUAAGUCCUCACAGGGAACUGUUGAGGUAAGACGCAGAUUACGUUCUGUUUGCUCAUGUCCAAGUCCCUUGAAACAUGAACUAAUACAGAGUUACAAGUUUACUGUAUCAGGAAACUCAAUUGUUGAAUAAAUAAAAUCAUAAAUUUAA
This is a messenger RNA of Haliotis rufescens (red abalone), 2942 nucleotides long. RefSeq names its product DDRGK domain-containing protein 1-like. NCBI's taxonomy places the organism in Eukaryota, Metazoa, Mollusca, Gastropoda, Lepetellida, Haliotidae. The record is from RefSeq and is a predicted model, not a curated record. Bases 35 to 946 code for a protein of 303 amino acids. The transcript is spliced from 8 exons.